Molecule: messenger RNA, 909 nt
Organism: Camelina sativa (false flax)
Lineage: Eukaryota; Viridiplantae; Streptophyta; Magnoliopsida; Brassicales; Brassicaceae
Product: putative prolyl 4-hydroxylase 11
Biological process (GO): peptidyl-proline hydroxylation to 4-hydroxy-L-proline
Cellular component (GO): endoplasmic reticulum
Molecular function (GO): procollagen-proline 4-dioxygenase activity; L-ascorbic acid binding; iron ion binding
Source: RefSeq, a predicted model, not a curated record
AUGUCUAAGUCGACGUCCCAGUCUACCGAACUGUAUCUGAGGCAUAGGUUGAAAGGGCUGAAGAUACAUGAAACGUCAGAUCUACUGCAGCACGUCAAGACGUUCGAAGAAUUAGUCGGUGAUAAUCUAGUGUCUGUGGAUUUGAAGAUUGAGGACAAAAAUAAGGACAUGAUCUUGUUGUGUUCUUUGCCCCCCUUGUUGACUGCACUUACGUGUAACCAAAACAACGUUACGACUUCGCUGCGAUUUCCUCAUGAGCGUUGGAUCGAAAUCAUCUCGAAGGAGCCUAGAGCUUUCGUUUACCACAAUUUUUUGAAAAAUGAAGAAUGUGAGCACUUGAUUAGCCUUGCGAAACCUAGUAUGGCGAAGUCAAAAGUGCACGACAAGAUAACUGGACUCGGUAAAGAAAGCAGCGCACGGACGAGUUCAGGAACUUUUCUUAGAAGAGAACAAGACAACAUCGUGAAAAAGAUUGAGGAAAGGAUUUCAGAAUUCACCUUCAUUCCUGUAGAAAAUGGAGAACCGCUUCAAGUUAUCCAUUAUGGAGUUGGGCAAAAAUUUGAGCCUCACUUUGACGGAUUCCAAAGAAUUGCUACUGUUCUUAUGUACCUCUCGGAUGUUGAAGAAGGCGGCGAAACAGUUUUCCCUGCAGCCAAAGGAAACAUUAGUAAAAAAGGACUCUCUGUUAGACCAAAGAAGGGAGACGCUUUACUCUUCUGGAGCAUGAGGCCUGACGGGUCUCAAGACCCUUCGAGCCAACAUGGUGGUUCUCCAGUCAUCAAAGGAAACAAGUGGGCAUCAACUAAAUGGUUUCGCUUUCAUGAGUUUAAAAAUAAUAUAUUUAGCUUUUAGAAGGUUAGCUCUUACCCUCACUUUAGUCAUGGAUUACUUGGAUCGUCUCAAGACUGU